CCAAGCAACGGCGAUGGUAGCAGCCCCAGCACCAGCAGGAAACGAGGGCCUCGUCUUGCCCGGCCAGCCGCUUCUCUUCCCACCGCGCGCACCUCUUCCGCAGCCCGGUAUCGGGGCAUACACCCGUGGGUCGCAGCUCCUUGCCUCCGUCGUCGGCCACCAAAGACCCGGCGAAGGCACGAUCCAGGGCCUGCCCUCGCGCUUCGUCGUCCCGCAGCCCUCGUCCGUGGUCCUCGGACGCGUAACACGAGUCACGCCGAGGCAAGCCACCUUGUCGAUACUCGUCGUCGAUGGCAGGCCGUGCUCUUCGGGAGACUGGAGGUCCUGCGGCUUUGCAAAUCACGCGGCCGGAGAGGACCCGAGCGGAUCCGGUGGGGAUUUCACCGGCGUGGUCAGGCAGCAGGAUGUUAGGGCGACCGAAAAGGACAAGGUCAGGCUAGCAGAUAGCUUCAGGCCGGGAGACAUUGUUCGGGCUACCGUGAUCUCGCUCGGAGAUGCGCGAUCCUACUAUCUCUCAACGGCAUCAAACCAUCUGGGAGUUGUAUAUGCGUUGCCAUGCCCGGAUCCGGCAGAGCUACAAGUGCCUGCUGCGGCGGAUCUCCAACCGUUGGAACCUAUCAGCUGGCAAGAGAUGCGGAACCCAAUAACGGGCGCCAUCGAGAAGCGCAAGGUAGCCAAACCGGAAUAGAAACGUCGCUCACGCACAUGCACAACAAAUGUAUUAUAGCACUGUCUCUACCAGCUAAUGAGUUAGGAAGUACUCGAGCAUCUUG
Molecule: messenger RNA, 773 nt
Organism: Acaromyces ingoldii
Lineage: Eukaryota; Fungi; Basidiomycota; Exobasidiomycetes; Exobasidiales; Cryptobasidiaceae
Exons: 2
Coding region: 14-688 (224 amino acids)
Biological process (GO): RNA processing
Cellular component (GO): nuclear exosome (RNase complex); cytoplasm
Molecular function (GO): RNA binding
Source: RefSeq, a predicted model, not a curated record